Trichoderma virens Gv29-8 is the source of this 11100-nucleotide messenger RNA. Its product is annotated as putative PKS-NRPS protein. Gene Ontology annotation, biological process: fatty acid biosynthetic process; secondary metabolite biosynthetic process. NCBI's taxonomy places the organism in Eukaryota, Fungi, Ascomycota, Sordariomycetes, Hypocreales, Hypocreaceae. The transcript has 4 exons. The record is from RefSeq and is a predicted model, not a curated record. The coding region runs from base 1 to 11100 and encodes 3699 amino acids. Gene Ontology annotation, molecular function: phosphopantetheine binding; 3-oxoacyl-[acyl-carrier-protein] synthase activity; fatty acid synthase activity.
AUGCCUCCUCAAUCUUCCGCAGAACCGAUUGCCAUUGUCGGUUUGGGGUGCCGCUUCCCCGGCAGCUCCAACACUCCCUCCAAAUUAUGGGACUUGAUCUGCCAGAAAAAAGACAUUCUUAAAAGAAUUCCAGUCGACAGGUUCAAUGCUGAGAGCUAUUUCCAUGAAGAUGGAGAGAGACAGGGGUUGAUGAAUGUCAAGCAUGCCUACACCCUCGACGAGGACAUUCGAGAGUUUGAUGCCUCAUUUUUCAAGACAAAUGCUCGUGAAGCAGAGGCCAUGGAUCCUCAGCAGCGGAUAUUGCUAGAAACCGUCUAUGAAGCCCUGGAAUCGGGUGGAUUUUCCAUUGGUGACAUGCAAGGAUCCGACACCUGUGUCUAUGUUGGCAGCAUGACCGGUGACUACCACGAAAUGCUGAUGCGAGACCCGCAAGAUAUGCCCAAGUAUAUGGCUACUGGCACUGCACGUAGCAUCCUCUCAAACAGAAUAUCCUACUUCUUUGACUGGCGAGGUCCGUCGAUGACUAUCGACACAGCCUGCUCGUCCAGUCUGGUCGCCGUCCACGAAGCUGUCCAGGCCUUGAGACUGGGUACAUCCAAGGUCGCCUGCGCUGCCGGUGCCAACCUCAUCCUGGGACCUGAAAUGAUGAUCUCAGAGUCGAAACUUCACAUGCUUUCGCCAACUGGUAGAAGCCGAAUGUGGGAUGCCUCAGCUGAUGGCUACGCGCGUGGUGAGGGUUUCGGCGCCGUUAUUCUCAAGACCCUGUCACAAGCUAUUGCCGACAAGGACAAUAUCCAUUGCAUUAUCCGCGAAACUGGAGUCAACUCUGAUGGACGAACCAACGGUAUUACGCUUCCCAGCUCUGAAUCUCAGACGACAUUGAUCCGCCAAACGUAUGCCCGUGCGGGACUCGACUGGAACAAGGACAAAUGCCAAUAUUUCGAAGCCCACGGAACCGGAACCCCUGCGGGCGAUCCAAUUGAGGCGCGAGCCAUCCACGAUGCCUUUUUCCCGAGCAAAACAACUGACGGCGGGGAUGUCAUGUACGUUGGUUCAGUUAAAACAGUUGUCGGCCAUUUGGAAGGAUGCGCCGGCAUUGCUGGUUUGAUAAAAGCUAGCGAGGCUGUGAGACGAGGUGUUAUUCCUCCCAACAUGCUGUUCGAGAAACUCAACCCUGGUAUUACUCCAUACUACAAGAACCUCAAAGUGCCCCAGCAGCCGGUUCCCUGGCCGGAGACGAAGGAUGGGGCUCUACGACGAGCAAGUGUCAACUCCUUUGGAUUCGGAGGUACAAACGCACACGCAAUCAUUGAGAGCUACGUUGCUGGUAAUGUGAAGCCCGCGGUUCAGAAGCCGGAGUCGAUUAUCCCAAAUCCUCUGCUGCUGUCCGCAACCUCGACCAGCACCCUCAAGCGCAUGCUGUCCACUACACGAGACUUCCUUGCCUCGGAUCGAUCGACUCCUCUUCAAGAUGUCUUGUUCACACUUGGAGAGCGGAGAUCCCAACACGCCGUGCGAGCGGCAUUUGCAGGCCACAGCAGAGAGAGGCUGAUUGAAAAAUUGCAGAUCGCAUUGGAUGAUGACAGUUGGACUGGCACCAAUGUGGAUGCAAAGGUGAAACAGCCGCGUAUUCUGGGAGUCUUUACCGGACAGGGAGCCCAGUGGCCAACAAUGGGCAGAGAAAUCCUCAAAUCGUCCCCUGUUGCCGCCGAGACUCUUCAAAAACUGCAGGAUUCUCUGCAGAGCCUUCCUGACCCUCCAUCAUGGACGCUCAGGGACCAGAUUCUUGCUGACAAGAGCAACUCUCGACUGGCUGAGGCUGCCGUUGCCCAACCGCUGUGCACAGCCGUCCAAGUGAUGCUUGUUGAUCUUCUCUCUUUGGCGGGAGUCCAGUUCAACGUCGUGCUUGGCCACUCUUCUGGAGAAAUCGGCGCCGCUUACGCUGCUGGCAUGAUCUCUGCAGAGGAGGCCAUUCGCAUUGCCUACUACCGUGGUGUCCAUGCCAGUCUCGCACGCGGCAGCACUGGAAAGCCAGGUGCAAUGAUGGCUGUUGGCCUCUCGUAUGACGAGGCCUCCGACUUUGUUGAGCAAAACUUCCCUGGCCGCAUCGAUGUCGCUGCCAGCAACGCUCCAGCAAGCGUCACCCUCUCCGGAGACAAGGAUGCUAUCCAAGAGGCCCAGGCCAUUUUCCAGGACCAGGGCACUUUUGCUCGACUGCUGCAGGUCGAUACCGCCUACCAUUCCUCCCACAUGAUGCCCUGCGCAGAGCCCUACAUGGAGUCACUAGCCGCAUGCAAGAUCGAGCCGAAGCAGCCUCGCGAGGGCUGCACCUGGUUCUCUAGCGUGUACGGCGACCGCAUGGAGGGCGACAUGAUCGAUUCUCUGACUGGCGAGUACUGGAAGGACAACAUGGUUAACCCUGUGCUCUUCUCCAUGGCGGUUGAACUCGCUGCCAACGGCGAACUUCCCUGUGAUGUUGCUCUUGAAGUCGGACCGCAUCCAGCCCUCAAGGCGCCAUUCACACAGACAUACAAGCAGACCGGAGCUGCGGAAUUGCCGUAUCAGGGUGUUUUGGGCCGUGGUAAGCAUGAUGUUGAGUGUAUUGGUGAAGCUCUGGGGUUCUUGUGGACGUACCUUGGCAAGCUUGGGUCCUCAGGCAUCAACUUCCGCAACUUCACCAAAGCCUUCGACAGCGACUCCUCGCCUCAACUUGCAACCAAUCUUCCCGCAUAUCCAUGGGAUCACUCGCAAUCCUUCUGGAAAGAGUCUCGCAAGUCGCGCAAUUUCCGCAGCAAGCCGGAUGUUCGCCACCCACUGCUUGGCGAUCGAUCAACCGAGGAUAUCGACCAGUCGAUGGUAUGGAGGAACAUCUUGCGAAUCGAGGAGCUGCCAUGGCUGGACGGCCACAGAGUCGAGGGGCAGGUCAUUUACCCUGCGGCUGGAUAUUUGGUCAUGGCAUUGGAGUCUUGCAAUGCAUUGGCUCUGGGUCGGGAGGUCGAGCUUAUUGAGCUCUAUGAUGUCGAGAUUGGCAACGCCAUCCCUCUCUCGGAGGAGACUCCCGGUGUCGAAACUCUCUUCACGCUGAAGCCGGCGAAGCUCGAUCCUAAGGCUGACACAACCAUUGCUGAGUGGGCUUGCUAUUCUCCUGCUGGCGAUCUUAACGCUCCAUGGAGAUGCAACGCUUCAGGAAGUGUUCGUGUCGUGUUUGGUGCCGCUGAUGACGACGCCCUUCCUCGUCGUGUGGCUCCUGUUGUGUCUCUCAGCAACGUCGAGAUUGAUCGUUUCUAUACUUCUCUGACUGAGAUUGGGCUCAACUACACCGGCCCCUUCCGAGCCCUGGAGGAGAUCCAUCGAAAGUCGGGCAUGUCGAGCUCAACGGCUACUCAGGCACCGGCCAAGGAACUCUCCACCAUCAUCCACCCUGCGAUCCUCGAUGCAGCCUUUCAGUCCAUAUUUGCUGCCUUCUGCUGGCCUGGAGAUGGAACCUUGAGAGCUCCAUAUGUUCCCACAAAGCUGCGCAAGCUCCGCAUCGUCAAUAGACGCCUUGUUGAGUCUGCCCGGUCACUUCAGGUUGACUCCUACGUCACAGAAUCUUCGGCUCAGAAUUUGACGGCGGAUCUUGAUAUUUUCGAGAGCGAUACCAACAAGGGUAUCAUUCAGCUGGAAAGCCUAACCUGUACAGCUCUUGUUCCUGCCGGUCCGAGAGAUUACAAGGAGCUCUACACUAGGCCUCAGUGGGAACUGGACGUUGCCAGUGCCGUAGCAUCUCUGCCCACUACUCGCGGUGACAAUGUUGAAGAUUUGGAACUGGUUGAUCUUUGCGAGAGACUUACAUACUACUACCUUCGACAACUCAAUGACAAGAUCGACCGCAGCGAGGUUCCAGCAAUGGUGUGGCACUUCCAGCGCAUCUUUGAGUGGAUCGACUACCUUUUCCCGUGGAUCGAGGAGGGCACUCACCCUACCAUCCGAAAGGAGUGGAAGUCGGACACUUAUGAGUGGCUAGACCAGCAAAGAGCCAAAUUCCCCGGCCAAGUCGAUCUUCAGCUCAUUACAGCUGUGGGAGAAAACCUCGCCGAGGUUGUGCGAGGCCAAACCACCAUGUUGGAGCACAUGAUCAAAGAUGACGUCCUCAACAGGUUUUAUAAAUUUGGUCUGGGAUUCCAGAGGGCCAACGGCUUCAUGGGUCGUAUCGCGAAGCAAGUUGCGCAUCGAUAUCCUCGCAUGAAGAUUCUCGAGAUCGGUGCUGGUACGGGAGGUGCUACUAAGGGAAUCCUCGAAUCUCUCGGCACAACGUUUGAGAGCUACACGUUCACCGACAUCUCGACUGGUUUCUUCGAGGCAGCCGCGGAGGCCUUUGCUCCUUGGGUUGAUAAAAUGAUCUUCAAGCCGCUGAAUGCAGAAAAUGACGUGAUUGAGCAGGGAUACACGGAGAAAUCUUAUGACUUUAUCAUUGCCUCCAAUGUGCUACAUGCCACCAAGACCUUGUCGGAGACGAUGAGAAAUGUUCGUCGACUGCUGAAGCCCGGCGGUCAUUUGCUUCUCCUCGAAGUCACUAGCGAGAUUGUUCGUGUUAAGCUAAUGAUGGCCGGUUUGUCAGGUUGGUGGCUCGGAGGCGACGAUGGCCGUCGAUAUGGCCCUACAAUUACGAGGGACCAGUGGGAUUCUCUCCUGAAAAAUACGGGAUUCUCUGGAGUCGACCAUGUUAUCCACGAUUUCGUCGAUGAGUCCAAGUACAUGACAUCGGUUAUGAUCUCACAAGCUGUUGAUUCUGACGUUGCUCUUCUGCGCCAACCUUUGUUGACUUCUGCCGAUCACCCUGUCUGGACUUGCCCACCCAUCACCAUCGUUGGUGGUGCUUUUGGGAAUGUUGUUUCACGUACUGUGAAAGUAUUGUCGGCAGUUCCUGGCCUAAACCCACAGAUUAAGUUGGCCAAGACUCUUGCAGAGGUCGCAUCCACAGCUGUGCCCACGACGGCGAUUGUCAUUCUGGAAGAUCUAGAUGAGCCUGUCCUGCAAAGGUUUACGCAGGAAAAACUGACUGCUCUCCAGAAAACCCUUCCAGAGAGCAGGCAACUACUUGUUGUUGCAUUGUCUAGCACCAAUAGCUCCACAAUAAGCGUGCCUUCUGGUUGUGUUUUCAAGGUUGCCGAAGGAUCAAACGUUGCGACUCUUCUGCAAGACGUUACAUCUGCUCUAAUUGCAGACCAGCUAAUCUCAGACAUUCCUCUUGGAAGCACUGUUGUACUUCACAGAAGCGACAAGUUCCUCGGAGCUGUGCUGAAACGUAAAGCAGCCAAAGCCGGCCUCAGUGUCAAGAACAUUGGUCUUCAUAAGUACGCAUCUGAAAAGAGCUUGCGCGAUGUUGUCCCUGCGUCCACAAGAAUUCUCAUCGACUUUUCAGCCGUGUCUCACUGGGCAAACUCGCUGCCUGAGGGCUGCGUAUAUAGGAAUGUGCAAGACUUCUUCUCUCAUUCACCAAAGGGAGAGCCGAUCCUUGUUGCAGAGUCUGUUAGACGGCUUGUGGACCUGGCGCAGCUGCAGCCAUCCACAAGUUCUACCGUAGAUAUUCUACCUCUGGCCAAAUUGGCCAGCCAAUCUGUAUCAGCAACAAAGUACUCGACAAUCAUUGACUUUUCCGAUGUCUCCGCGGUCCCAGCUCAAACGGCUGUUCUCAACCCUGCAACACUUUUCCGAAGCGAUCACACCUAUCUGCUUGCAGGAUGUACCGGUGGCCUGGGUAAAGCUCUUUGUGUUUGGAUGGCAUCCAAGGGCGCCAAAUAUUUUGCUCUCACGACAAGAGACCCUAGCAAGAUUGACCAGCUUUGGCUGAAGGAAUUGGCUGCUUUGGGCGCUGAAGUCAAUCUCUACGGCUUGGAUGUCGCGGACAAGGAUGCUCUGACAGCUGUUCGUGGUCAGAUUGAGGAAGAAAUGCCCCCGAUUGCGGGUGUCGUGAAUGCUGCCAUGGUUCUGUCUGAUCGCUCUUUCGGUGAAUUGACUGCUAAAGACUUCCGCACCGUCUUCGGCCCCAAGGUUGACGGUACUAAGAACCUAGACGAGCUUUUCUACGAUCAGCCCCUUGAUUUCUUCAUCAUGUUCUCAUCGCUUGCCAGUAUUGUCGGUAACCGUGGUCAGUCCAACUAUGUCGCAGCAAACUUGUUCAUGUCCACCAUUGCAGAACAGCGAAGGCGAAGAGGACUUGCUGCAUCCGUUAUCCACAUUGGCAUGGUAUUGGGAGUUGGUUACGUGUCGUCGACCGGCAUUUACGAGAGCACCCUGCGUCAAUACAACUAUAUGCCAAUCCCCGAGCAGGAUUUUCUCGACAUGUUUUCCGAGGCCAUUGUGGUCGGUCGAUUGGAGUCUGAGCACUCGCCGGACCUCAUUACUGGCUUGAACCGUCACAGCUUGCGCGAAGAUGUCCAGCGACCAUUCUGGCAUGAGGACUUGAAGUUUUGCCACCAUACGCUUACUGAAGUCCGCCAAACGGAGGCAACGGCAACAAACAACAUGUCGCUGGCACAGCGACUUUCCCAGGCGACUAGCCCUGAGGAGGUUGAGGAGCUUAUUCAGGAGGGCUUCUGCACAAAGCUUGAGAGAAUGCUGCAAGCGGCAAAGGGAUCUAUUCAGGUGUCACAAUCGCUGAUGAACCUGGGUGUCGAUUCCCUGAUUGCUGUCGAGAUUCGCUCCUGGUUCUUGAAAGAAUUAGACGUUGAUGUGCCGGUUCUCAAGGUUCUCAGCGGAGCAUCAGUGACAGAUCUCUCUAAGGAGGCUGCCAGCAAGGUGACAUUUGGUACUGAGGCAGCCAGCGAUGCGGCUUCACCGGCAAUUGCCGCUGAAAAGGCAUGUUCAAAUUCUUCUUUCUCCCCUUCUAGUCGAGGCGUUUCACCUCCUCGCUCAGCAUCUGAUGUCACAGAAAUCGAGACAAAGGUUAAGAGGGAGCAACUAAAGGUGGUAAGAGUGGCUGAGAUGUCAUUUGCACAGCGUCGCCUGUGGUUUUUGCGCCAGUUCCUCCAGGAUCCUACCACGUACAACGUAACGCUUUCUUAUAGCAUAACGGGCCGCCUCCGAAUUAACGAUUUCCGGGAGGCUUUCCGAAAAGUCAUCGCACGUCAUGAAUCGCUCCGAACUUGUCUCUAUAACGAUCCCGAGACUAAUAUCCCAACGCAAGCCGUGUUUUCGGACGCUAUUUUCGAUAUUGACUACAAGACGGGUACGACGGUGGAGCGCGAGUUUUCCAAGAUGCGCGAUCAUGUGUUUGACCUUGAAAACGGAGAAAACAUGAGAGCAGUCAUCAUUUCCGAGUCCGAGUCCAAGCACUUCUUUGUUCUCGGCUUCCAUCACCUUGCUUUUGAUGGAUUUAGUGCCCAAACGUUGGUCAAGGACUUGGCAAUGGCAUACACCGGACUGCCUUUGAGCCCUCUGAAGCACCAGUAUAUCGACUUUGCUAACAAGGAAAAGACACUUACAUGGAGUGAUGAUCUUGAGUACUGGAAGUCUGAAUUCGCUGAGCUGCCUGAGACCUUGCCACUGUUCGAGUUUACGGAAACCAAGGCCCGUAUUCCCUUGACGGAGUACAAUACUAGAGCUCUGACACAGCAGCUCCCCGACCGUAUUGCCAGUCAGAUCAAAUCGGCAGCCCGGAGCCUGAACGUUACUCCUUUCCACUUUCACCUGGCCAUCACACAAACCCUUUUGUCUCGCUUGCUAGAUAUCACUGACGUGUGUGUUGGUAUCACGGACGCCAACAAGAAUGACUCUGAGUUCUUGGACACAAUUGGCUUUUUCGUCAAUCUUUUGCCCCUGCGAUUCAAGACUGAUGGCUCUCAAUCCUUCGCCAACCUAGCAACGGCAGCGAAAGACAAGGUCCACCAGGCCUUGUCUCAUUCCCGAGUGCCAUUCGACAAGCUUUUGGAUGAGCUUAAGGUGCCACGAUCCACAUCCCACAGCCCGCUCUUCCAGGUCGUCGUUAACUAUAAGAUGGGGUCGACCCAAUCGGUUCCUCUGGCUGAGUGCCAGGCACAAACAAUUGAGUUUGAAGAUGCUAGAAAUGCCUAUGAUCUUAGCUUCGAGAUUGAAAAUUUCCCAGAUGGCGGGGUACUUCUCGCACUCAAGACUCAGGAUUACUUGUAUACCGAUCACGAUCUGCAGACGAUCCUCGCCACUUACACACACCUGCUCGAUGCCUUGUCGCGCGAACCCAACUUGAAUGUCAAUGCUGUUGAGCUUGCCCCUUCAACUAGUCGAGAGCUCAGCCUCCAGCUUGCCCGUGGUGAGACAUAUGAGCCGGCUAUUCUUCAUCUCCCUGGUUGGCUAGAUCAUUGGACUGCUCAACAGCCCGAUGCAAUUGCAAUCAGAGAUGAUUGUGGUGCUACGCUCUCAUACAGAGAUGCUACAGCACGAGUAAAUGAUAUUGCAGCUCUUUUGAUCAUGGCAGGCGCCAAGACAGGCCAGAGAGUUGGUUCUUACUGUGAGCCAAGUAUUGAUGCCAUUUGCACGUUGUUGGCGAUUCAGAAACUCGGCUGCAUCUAUGUACCAUUAGAUGUCCAGAACCCAGUGCCUCGCCUGAACUUGAUUCUCAAGGAUUGCCAGCCUUCGCUCCUCGUAUGUCAUGAUGCAACAGAGCCAUCGGUUCAGCAAUUCGAAACAUCCGCCUCACUGGUGUCCAUCUCCAAGGCUACCUCAGAAACUGCUGCAGUAGAUGCAUCUGUGAUCGACCCUUCCACCACUGGCUAUAUCCUCUAUACAAGUGGUACAACGGGUAUUCCAAAGGGAGUCAUGCUUUCUCACUCUAACUUGAUCAACCACAUCGCUGGUGUUUACAAGAAGUAUGGUCUGAAAAUGGAAACAGUUCUGCAGCAAUCUUCGUUUGGAUUCGACCUGUCUCUGGCUCAAAUCUGCCAGGCGUUCUUCUCUGGUGGUACACUUGUCAUCGCACUGAAGGAGACUAGACGGGAUCCAGCACAACUUGCCAAGCUCAUGCUUGAAGAAAAGAUUACCUAUACUUGGAUGACACCAACUGAAUACUCCAUGAUUGUGAGAUACGGCGCCAAUUAUCUCCGCCAAUCCUCUUACUGGCGCUCUGCAUUCUCGUCCGGAGAGGUCAUGUCAGCCAAUCUUCUCAACAGUUAUAUUCGCCUCGAAGCGCCUUGCCUGCGUCUCUUCAACGGCUACGGUCCCACGGAAAUUUCCAUCAACAGCUGCAUCGGUGAGGAUGAGCUGAGCCCAUUAGCGCCGCGUGACACUCGAAACCCGUCUAUUGGCAAGUCGCUACCGAACUACUCUACCUAUGUCCUCGAUGAGAACCUGAAACCCGUUCCGGUCGGAUUUCCGGGAGAGAUAUGCGUAGGUGGCCCUGCCGUGGCACAGGGAUACCUCGAUCGCGAUGAACUCACUGCUGCAAAGUUCCAGCCUGAUCCUUAUGGUCCGGGGCACUUGUAUCGAACCGGCGACAAGGCCAAGUUUCUUCCCGACGGCCGACUUGUCUUCCUUGGUCGCAUCGCCGGUGACACUCAGGUCAAGCUUCGAGGGUUCCGAGUUGAGCUGGACGACAUUGCCAACACCAUCAUCAAGGCUAGUGAGGGAAUUGUCAAGGAUGCGUCAGUCAGCUUCCGAAGAGGACAGGACUCAUCUGAGGAUUUCUUGGCAGCUUUUGUCAUUCUAGCUGCAAAGGAGCACACUGUGUCUGACGGACCUCUGGAGCAACUUCGAUUAAAGCUGCCUCUGCCCGCCUACAUGCGUCCGGCUAGAAUCAUUGCCGUUGAUGAAUUGCCUGUUAAUUCAUCAGGAAAGCGCGAUCGCCACGCCUUGGACAUGCUGCCUAUUUCCAGUAUUUCUUCUACCGCUGAGAGCGGUCAUCUUACAAGGGCACAGGUGAAAUUGAGGGAGCUCUGGCUGGAGGUCGUACCAAGUGUGGAUGCUGCUACUAUUGGCGCCAACACAGAUUUCUUCGCUAUUGGUGGAAACUCUCUUCUCAUGGUUAAGCUUCGAGGACUAAUUGCGGAAACCUUUGACAUUGAGAUCUCUGUUUUCGACUUGUUCCAGUCGAGCAGCUUGGGCAACAUGGCCAGCAAGGUACAGUCAUCCGAGGUCGAUCAGGUGAUUAGCUGGGAAGAAGAGACAUCGGUUCAGCCCCUUUCUGUUGUAGAUGGCAACGUCCUUCAGCAAGUGUCUGAUAGCCUUGAGAUCCUUCUUACUGGCGCCACUGGAUUCCUCGGAUCCUCGAUUCUUCGCCAGCUUGUUGCCGACGAGCGUGUUUCCAAGGUGCAUUGCGUGGCGCUACGUGGAAUUCACCCGCUGGCUGUUGAGUCACCAAAGAUUAUUCAGUAUACUGGUAAUCUUUCUCACAAACUACUUGGCCUAUCAGAAACCGAGUUUAGCACUCUAUCUAGCCGUGUCCACCGUAUUAUUCACAACGGCGCGACAGUCUCUUUCCUACAGUCUUACUCAUCCCUCCGGGAGCCCAACUUUGAGAGCACAAAGACUCUUGUAUCUCUCGCCGCGUCUCGCGGAAUUCCGCUGCACUAUGUCUCUUCCGCCGGAGUAGUCAAAUUUACUGGAUUGGAUGGCCUUCCUCCCGUAUCAGUCUCUCAGCAUGAGCCACCGACUGAUGGAUCAAACGGCUAUUCGGCCACGAAAUGGGCCAGCGAAGUCUACUUGGAAAAGGUCACAGAAAACACCAAUCUGCCCAUUUGGAUCCACCGGCCAAGCAGCAUCACCGGAGAGAAUGCUCCCGAAACCGAUUUGAUGCAGAGUGUCAUCAAGCACUCUCUCAAUCUUCAAGCUAUUCCCGACCUCUCUUCAUGGCAGGGCAGCUUCGAUUUUGUCCCUGUUGAUGACGUCGCCGCAGGUAUCAUCGCCGCCUUGUAUGACGUUGGUCAAGGAUUGUCUUUUGCCCAUCACUGCGGAAAGGAUAAGAUCCCUGUGCAUGAGCUAAAGCAGCACUUGGAAAAGGAGAACAUCAUCAAGCUGGAUGUGCUGAGUUUGGAACAAUGGGUGGACAAGGCAAAGGACCGUGGUUUGCUAGACAAUGCCGCCGAGGUGCUGAUCAACGAUGUUGUAGGCAUUUCUGAUGGAAAGGCUAUAUUACCUAGCCUGCUCUAG